This is a messenger RNA of Seminavis robusta, 894 nucleotides long. The record is from the annotation of a GenBank genome assembly. Lineage: Eukaryota; Bacillariophyta; Bacillariophyceae; Naviculales; Naviculaceae.
AUGAACAAUCCAAACAGUAAAUUGAACCUCAGCUUCUCGCAACUCUUUCAUGCCCCAUCGGUCACUUUUCCAGUUUUUGGAAAAGUGCCCGAGGAUACCCCCACAAAUCUGAAAGAAGAAGAUCAAGUUGGUCGCAAAGGGAAGCGAUCAAAACUUCCCUCGAUGAAAUCAAAGUCCCGGAGCAGCACCAGUCAGCGCCGAAGCAACAGUCGCUUGAAUGAUUUGUCCAAUUCAGAUAGGUCAAUUGGCACCCCGAGCACCACAAUGGAACCCAACUCUUCUUCCUCCUCGUUUUCCCUCGAAAAGGAUGACUUGAUUGGAGAUGGUGGUAGCAGGAUCAGCCACUUUCAUCAACAAAAGAAGAACUUUGACAAGAUCAAAGAGCAGGUUCGCCGAGUGAGCACAAACAAUCUGUCAACGGCGGACCUUGAACGAACCCCGCGAAGAUCAAGGAUUCGGCGGAGUCUCUCUGCGGGAGAAAACCUGUCAGAGUUGCAAAAUGCCACGAAACCUCCGAGGCACGGCCGCAGUCGAAUGGCGGCGCCAAAGAGUCCUGCCGAACCUCCAUCGUUUCGUCGAACUGUCUCUGAUCGCCGUAACUACAGCAGGAGAACCAAGUCAAAGGGGGCAUCACCGCCCUCCGUUGUGGGCGGACCACAGGACAGCUGGAGGAGUGAAAGCAGUAACAAAAACACAGCAUCCACCUGGUCAGGUGGACACACGGCCGAAACAUGGACAUGCAACUGUGGGUUCGUCCUGAAGGAGCGCAUGCAAUACUGCGGAAUGUGUGGAGCAAAGAAACACUGGACCUGCGAUCUUUGCAGUUUUGACGAGAAUUUGAAUAUCUUUUGCUACUGUGGCGGAUGUGGAACAGCGAGAUGUGAGUGCCAGUAG